UAAUAUUUAUCUGUAUGGAUUCCCUGUGGGUGACCUCUGUUUCUUGGGACUCUGCUGCACCAGAAGCACUGUCUGUAUUGAGUGUUUUUGUCUGCUGCCCUGUGCUCCUCCUGGGAGUGUUCAUGUGGCGGGAGGAGAUGUAGCCCUCACCCCGGUUCCCAUUCCGCACCGGCUCCGGUUCUUGUUGCCGUCCGGAGCCGCGGCGAAGUCGAUCCAGCGCCACAGUUUGGCGGGCGCCACUGCUGCCGCCGUCGCCCUCCUCCUCCUGGGCCGGGAGAGGAAGUACACCGAGGAGCCGGAUUCAGCCCCGGCAGGCGGCAGAGGCGGCAGCUGCCCAAGGAGCCUGCCAAGGAGGACGGCGGGACCAGGCGCGAGGAAGCUGCGUUGGGGCGGUUGCACCGGGGCGGCGGCGGCGGCGGCGGCGGCAGCAGGAGGAUCCCGAGCGGCAGGAAGGCAGCCGCUCCCCUCCCUCCCUGGGCACUUGGAAGGCGGCGGGAGGGAGAGCUGCCUUGGGGGGAGGCUGCCGCCCCCCGGCGUGCAUUUUCCUCUCGCUGCAUUACCUGCAUUUGCGUUCUCAAAUUGCACCGUUAUCCCCUCCCCCCGCUUUCUUUUUGCAAUGCACCCCCCCGGCCUCUUUCCCUUUCUGCCCGCGCCAAGAGAGGGGCGCUGAGAGCGGGGUGGGGUGGGGGGCAGCAGCUGCAUGGUAAAGCCCCGGGGAGGGGGCUCGCCCGUGCUGUGCCCCCCUCUGCCGUAUUUUGCAGCUUGGCAAUGGGGAGGCAGCUGCAAAAGAGGCCCCUUUAAAGGUCUCGCUGCCUUGGGGGGGGGAAGGGGGGUGUCUCCGAUAUCCUCCCAGGCAGGGGGAUGCUCCCCCAGGACUAGCAGACCCACGAGCCCCCCCUCCCCAGAUAUAGAGGGUGGGGACCAGCAAGACUUAGGGGGAAACCUGGGGGAGGGCAAACUAGGGGGUCAGGGCCUGAAGAGGGGUGUUAGGAGGACAUAAAUUGAAAAGGGGGGUGUCUUUGAGGGUUUCUGUGUGUGUGUUUGGGGGGGUCAUUUAGAGGACCCCAGAGUGUGUGUGGGGGAAAUAAGGGGUAGCAAACUUAGUUUAUAUGUUAGAGGUGGUACCUUUUUGGGGGGUCCUUUUGUGGGUGAUAGGGGGCAACUACAGUCUCAGUUGGAAAGUGGGGAUUAGGAACUGGGGCGAGGGCAGUUAGCUAGGGAGAGGGGGUGACCUGGGAGGACUUCAUUUUUAGGAAGGGGGCUUAGUUGCGAAGGGGUCUCUUGGUGACGGAGGGAGUCUGCCCCCCCAGUCAUCCCUUGUCAGGUGGAGCGAGGAGAAGAGCGGCAAGGGCCACAGAGCGGCAACCCAGGCCGAAGCCAGGCCAGGCCAGCCCAGGAGAGGCGGAGGUGCCAUUUUGUGGGCAGCCAAGAUGGCGGACCUGGAGGCUGUGCUGGCGGACGUGAGCUACCUCAUGGCCAUGGAGAAGAGCAAGAGUUCGCCGGCUGCUCGCGCCAGCAAGAAGAUUGCCCUCCCCGAGCCAAGUAUCCGCAGCGUGAUGCAGAAGUAUUUGGAGGAAAGAGGUGAAUUAACCUUCGACAAGAUUUUCAACCAGAGGAUUGGGUUUUUGCUGUUCAAAGAGUUUUGCCAAACUGACAUUGAUGAAGGGGUUCCACAACUGAAGUUUUAUGAAGAGAUUAAAGAAUAUGAGAAACUGGACUCCAAGGAGGAUCGUCUCAGCAGGAGUCGGCAGAUCUACGAUACCUAUAUCAUGAAAGAGCUGCUUUCUUGCUCACACCCUUUUUCGAAGCCAACGGUUGAUCAUGUGCAAAACCACCUCUCCAAGAAGCAAGUCCCACCAACCCUUUUUCAGCCCUACAUAGACGAAAUUUGUGACAGCCUCAAAGGAAAAACCUUCCAAAUGUUUCUGGAAAGUGAUAAGUUUACUAGAUUUUGUCAGUGGAAAAAUGUGGAGCUAAACAUCCAUCUGACCAUGAACGACUUCAGUGUCCACCGGAUCAUUGGGCGAGGAGGCUUUGGAGAAGUCUACGGCUGCCGGAAAGCAGACACGGGGAAGAUGUAUGCAAUGAAAUGUUUGGAUAAGAAGCGGAUCAAGAUGAAGCAAGGAGAAACUCUGGCCUUGAAUGAAAGGAUCAUGCUGUCCCUUGUCAGUACUGGUGACUGCCCUUUCAUUGUGUGCAUGACUUAUGCCUUCCACACUCCUGACAAGCUGUGCUUCAUUCUGGACCUGAUGAAUGGCGGAGACCUUCACUACCAUCUCUCGCAGCACGGAGUGUUCUUGGAGAAAGAAAUGCGGUUUUACGCCACUGAGAUCAUCCUUGGCCUCGAGCACAUGCACAAUCGCUUCGUCGUCUACAGAGACUUGAAGCCGGCAAAUAUCCUCUUAGAUGAACAUGGCCACGUGAGGAUAUCCGACCUGGGGCUGGCUUGUGAUUUCUCCAAGAAGAAGCCUCACGCCAGCGUAGGCACUCACGGCUACAUGGCCCCUGAGGUGCUGCAGAAAGGGACUGCUUACGACAGCAGCGCCGACUGGUUCUCCUUGGGCUGCAUGCUGUUCAAACUUCUCCGAGGGCACAGCCCGUUCCGACAGCACAAAACCAAAGACAAGCAUGAGAUUGACCGCAUGACACUCACCGUGAAUGUGGAAUUACCAGAUUCAUUCUCCCCUGAACUCAAGUCCCUUUUGGAAGGCCUUCUCCAGCGAGAUGUGAGCAGGCGGCUUGGCUGCCAGGGUAGCGGGGCGCAGGAAGUGAAGGAGCACCCCUUCUUCAACGGCGUAGACUGGCAGCACGUCUAUUUGCAGAAGUACACUCCACCCCUCAUUCCUCCGCGGGGAGAGGUGAACGCUGCAGAUGCUUUCGACAUUGGCUCCUUCGACGAAGAAGACACAAAAGGCAUCAAGUUGCUGGAUAGCGACCAAGAACUGUACAAGAACUUUCCCCUGGUCAUCUCAGAGCGCUGGCAGCAAGAAGUGGCGGAAACAGUUUAUGAAGCAGUAAACAGCGACACGGACAAGAUCGAAGCCAGGAAGCGAGCAAAGAACAAGCAGCUUGGGCACGAGGAAGAUUAUGCUCUGGGGAAGGACUGCAUUAUGCACGGGUACAUGCUGAAGCUGGGGAAUCCCUUCUUGACUCAGUGGCAACGGCGCUAUUUUUACCUCUUUCCCAACCGGCUUGAAUGGCGAGGAGAAGGAGAGUCGCGGCAAAAUUUGCUGACCAUGGAACAAAUCGUAUCAGUGGAGGAAACUCAGAUCAAGGACAAGAAAUGCAUCCUGCUCAGAAUUAAAGGAGGAAAGCAGUUUGUCUUGCAGUGUGAGAGUGACCCAGAGUUUGUACAGUGGAAGAAGGAACUGACUGAAGCAUUCACAGAAGCACAACGGCUGUUACGGCGGGCGCCCAAGUUCCUGAAUAAGUCUCGCUCUGCAGUGGUGGAGCUCUCCAAGCCCCCACUGAGCCACAGGAACAGCAACGGCCUUUAGGACCAAGGCAAGGAAAGGGUGUGCAGCGUUGUAGGUAAUGCCCGUCUGUAUGUCACUGCGUUGCUCUUAGUUCCUUCUGCAAGGCCCUGGAGGAGGGUGCCUUGUGAAGGGUGGAAGGACGGCUGCUCGGCGCAGAGGAUGGGGCCAGGGACCACGGCACCUGAGAAGGCUGAUGCGGCAACCAGGGAAUGGGGCGGGGAUCAUUGCUAAGGAGGGAAUAGACGAAGGGGACGUCUGGCACACCCUGGCCAUGUUUCCCAAUGUGUCAGCCUCCCGAAAAUGACUGAGGGGAAGAUGGUUGCUUAUUUGCAAUAAACCUCUUCAGGUGCAUACUGUAGACUUGCAAUCUGAAAUGGCAACUACCUUUUCUCAAGACUGCAUCUUAGUGCCAUUGGGUUGGGUGCACCCCUGGCCCUGUGGAAGGAGUCGCCACUUUCUGGGGCAGGCUGACUCCUGCUGUGCCGAUUCCAUCCAGCGCCGGUGACUUCUGUAUCCUUGUUCUGUUCUGCUGGCCACCAACAGCAUGUCUCCUUUUUCAUGUUCUCUGAGUGAACUGAACUCUCGGUGUCCUCUGGUGUCCAAUGCUGCUCCUGCUGCUUCCUGGGGAACAAACACACGUCAAACUCCAGUUAGUCUUCUGCUGGCUGGUUGCACUGGGAUCUGCCACGUUUUUGCUGCUUUGACACACGUGCCGGACUGUACCUGACACAAUAGCUGAAGGGGAGAAACGGGGUAGUUCUCUCUCUUUUGUGUAUAUGUUUCUCUCUGCGCGUUUCUUCUGUUUGCUUUGUUUUUAAACGGCUGGUUCCAUCCUUACGAGGAAUACAGAAUCAACUUUUAUCCGUUCCUGGUCAGUGGCACUUCUGAAGAAAGUUUAAAAGCAAAUCCAAUACUCAAAUGUGGUGCAUAUUAAUUGCCAGGAUUGGGUUGCAGAUGAAUGUGGACUUGCAUCCCUCGAUGUUUCAGUCUUGCAAGUGGUGCUGUCUGUCUCAAGCAACUCUGCUGAGAAAAGCGGCAGGAAGGAACAGAGAGAGUUUGCCAUUGGCUGUUCGGGGGAUCACCCAGAAAUGGCCGCAAGAAAUGGCCCUCGGUUAACUUCUCCAUUUCCAAAUAGUUUCUCCCUUUUCCGUAAUAACCUUGGAAUCCCUUUUCACUGGGCUGGAGUUUGAAGGAAGGACCUGUUCUAUAGGAUAUGGGCCAGUAUUAAUGCACAUUAGUCCUAGGCUCUGUAGUUAUUUAUUAUAUGUAUGUUGCUAUCCUAGAAGAAGUCAAGAGCUUGGCUAGUCUUAUUUGGUUGGAUGUUGUCAACAUGUCUGGCCCAGAGAAUUUUCCAAGACAAGCAAAAGUCCUCCAGACCUAAGAUUUAUAGUAGAACAUUCCUCUCUGUCCUGAUGCUCUUGUACGCUUGUGUAUGUAUUAAUGGGUCAGAAUGGAGCUGCUUUGAGUGGGUCAGCCAUUUGACUGUGACAACCAUCUAAACCCCUCUUCCCCGUACGAAUGAAAUUUUUAUUUUUUACUUUGGUUGGACAAAUUGCGCUUAAAGACAUUUUCCCAAUUAUCUUCAUGACAGCCACUUUUGGUUACAGUUUGGGGUGUGUGUUGGUGAGACUGUUGCCCUGAACCCUGAACCCCUGCCCCAAAUGUCCUACUGGGACUUGAAUGCAUGUAUUGGAAUGCCCUAGGCAAAUUCCAGACGAAAGCAACAGAUUCACACACACACACCCCUGCCUUUUCCAGUGCAUGGGGGCUCUUGUUUCUAUGGAAAUCGCAGCCUGGCUCUAUGCAAGCAUUCUUCAGUCCCCAUAAAAUAAGCCACGCAACAUGUGCACUUGUUUUCUGCUUCUUCUAGUAACUUCUGUGAAAAGAAUUUAGAACCUCAGCUACCAUGAAUUAAUGAUGUCUGUUGAACAUUUUAAGGGUUGCAGAAGUGUUCCUGUGGGUGUAUAGUUUGCAACAAAACUCUUACCCCUUUAAUUCCUGAGACUCUGCUCAGAUCCUUUGGUUCUUAGACCAUGUUUGCAGAGAGGACCAGCUGUCUUUUGUCCGUACAUCCACUGGGCAUGCAUAGAAAGCCUCAUGACCCUCCUGAGGCUUGCUUGGGGUCCUCACUAGCGUGUUUGGCUAAUUGACUGGUUUCCUAGUUCCAGCACCGGAGUACCCUCAAGCCAAAUGCACCUGCCUCAUUGGACUCUGGGCCUGAACAGGCCUUCUCUUGUCCUGGUGUUUGUUUCUUGUCUACGUGUUUCUAUCUCUUAGUUAGUUUUAUAAGAUGUUUUUAGCAUAGCAUAUGCACCCUGGUGUUGGGGCUACACUUCAGAUCCACAGUUGGAAGAAACAAAGUGUUGCUUUCUUUUUUUUGGACCAGCUUUUAUGAAGGGGAUGUGAAUUUAAAAAUGUCAUUGGGAUGACACUUGAAUGGACUGUACUGCUAUAUGCGAUGACCUCAUUUUUGUAAACAUUGAGUAAGCUAUUAUUCAAAAUAGCCUGGAUUUAGAUUAUUUUUCCAGAGGCAGCUAAAAUGCACUUAAUGUAAUAAUAAUUCCUAUUUCCACUUUAGUGAAUUGUUAAUAGGAGUAAAAAAGUGAAUAUUCAGUUGAUUUCAGAUUGGCUGUGCUCUAGAAUAUUCUCAUGUUAGAGUAAGCUUGUGUUUUAAUCUCUUAUUAGUUUCUUAGUUCAACUCUGUGUAUACAGUAUAUAAGAGAAGAAUCUACUUGCCUAGAUCCCAGGAAGUUUGUUGUAUUUAAGUCCCAUUGAGACACAAGUUAGCCAUGACUUAAGAUUUCAAAAGGACUAAGGGUGCAAUCCAAUACACAUUUACCUGGGAGUAAGUACCGUUGAAGCCAAUGGAGUUUACUUCUGAGUAGAUGUGUAUUGGAUUGCAGUCUUCAUUGCCAUUCAGCUCUCUUGACUGGGUGGGGUGGGGUGGUAUAUGAAUGACAGGAAGGAAAAUGAUUAAAAUAUUAUAGCAAAAAUCUAGCCUGGAAACUAGUGACAGAUGUAAAGUGUGGGGACUUCUAAAAAUGGAGGCUUAUAAAUAUAUAAAUACAUUUUUAGUGAUACUGCUAUUGUAGAUACCAAAUUGUUUAAUUUCUCCUUAAGCUAAAUUAAGUUUUAUGAGUUCUCUCUUCACCCCAGGACAGAAUUUAAAGCAUACAUGUGAGAGUGACCUGGAUGAUGAUGAAAGUGUAGAUUUUUCUGCUCAGCCUCUAGUCACCUUUUAAAAUGUCGUAUGUUCUUGAAGGAGUGACAGUUGUUCAGCAAAGUUGGAAAACAAAGGUGAACCUGCAAUGGCUAAAAUAAGUGAUUGCAUCUUCAUUUAGAAAGCUAAUGAACCUGCAGUAAAGUCAGGAACUUGAGACCAUUAAAAAAAUAAUUAGGUAACUGAUUUCCUUAGUAAUUUUUUAAAAGCACAAAAAUACCUCCUAGAAGUUGCAAGAUGAUAUUGGAAGUAUGUUGAAAACAUAAUAGUAGUUCGUAUUCUUAGUGUGUGUGUGUGUGUGUGUGUGUGAGAGAGAGAGAGAGAGAGAGAGGGAGAGGGAGAGGCAGUGGAGGUGGAGGUGGAGGUGGUGGUGUGUUUUCAAUUCCUGCAAAGGUUUAUCACUGGAAGAACCUUCAUGGUUUGUAGUGAUUUCUGGUAUAUGAAGGCUCCAUCUUCAUUAAGGUUCCCCUACUCUGGCCAACGUGGGUGGAAUAAACCUGGUCACAACCACUUGAAUGGCUGAGCAAUGACUGUGUGCAAAGAGGAAAGGGCUACAGUUGGGGCAGGGUGUGUGUGGAACAGGGACAACUCAGGUUGGAGUCAUAGAAUCCCCCCUGGUGUCUGCAUGAUGUUGAUCUGUUGUGUGAAAAUGUCUUUUACCUCCCCUCCCAGUAAUCCCUGUGCAUGCACUGAACUGCAGUUUGACUUCUCUACCUCCAACACCCCUCCCCUCCCCAAAAAAUCACCAGUUGGGUACCCAUCUUAUUCUCACACCAUCAAGGCAGAGACUAGAAUAUCCUGGCUGCUUUUUAAAAGGACAUGAUAGGCACCCUUUCUCACAAUUAAAUGAUGGUAGAAUUGGAUGCCCACUCCUCCAAAUGGGGCUCUCCCAAAUCUGUCUUUUGGGCCCCGUCCGUUUGCGCACAGCUGCUUCAUCUGUUGUUAUUUUUUAAAAUCUAUGUGUGCAUGUGCAAAGCUGCUGUACAUUUUACAAAAGCACUGGACUGAGCAUGUGCCAGGUGGGUUUAAAAACAAAAUUCUGCAUCAUGUAAUUUUUACAAGAACUCAACAUGCACACUGGGGUUUUGACCUGGAGGUGAGUUUUGGAAAUCACAGUGUUGCAUCUCAAAUCAGCUACAUUUUGUUCUGUUCUGGGUUUGAAAUCUGUGAAAUAUAUCCUGUUUGCAACUGGUGCUAGAGGGAGUGAGAUCCAUAGCUCAGGUGCCAUCCUGCAAAGAACAACACUUAAAUUAGCGUUUGGAUUGUUGGUUAUUUCCAAGCUCAUUCAUGAAGGCAUUAAAGGGUGAGAGAGUAGUGUGUCCUUCUCUCUUGGCUGUCCCCUAAUGAUGAUGAUGCGUUCAGGAUCCAUGGAUGUACACAGUUGCCACCAUUCCCCUUGUGCAACACAAUCUUGUUGAAGCAGUUCUUGAGGUAUCUACCGUCUUGGAGCUAUGGUGUAUUCAUCCUCUCAAAUAAACAUGUGGAAAGACAUUUUUAUUUUGAACUGUGCUGUAGACAGUAAGUACUUCUAGUUGUUAACAACAGAGGAACAAGUUGACAGUAAUACACAUUUUUAAAAAAAAUCUUGAAGUAUAUUAUUAACUACUUAAUUUUAAGUAUUGUACAAAAAAGGGGAGAAAUGUGUCUAAGUAUAUUUGAGAAUAUAUGUAUAUCCAAGACGUCUGCUGCAGUUCAUGAUGGUUUCCCCUUUUUUGAGUUGCCUGCUGAUAUUAUUAUAUUCCAUGAUGUAAAUAUUAUUGUGUGGAUUAGCACUUCUGAAUAUUGGAGAAUGUUAAUACAUUUGUUAAAUCAAUUUUUUAAAACUUUUGUGUUAAACUAAUAAUUACAGCUUUAUUUUGUUAUUGUACCAGGUUACUUUUAUCUACAGAGGUGUAAAAAACUCCAAGAAUUCUAUUUUAACAGAGAGGCAUUUUUAUGUUAUUUAUUUUAAGUCUGCACAUUUCUUUCAACUUAUUUAAUUCCCUGUACAGUUUCUUCUCCUUUGCCCAUGUGUUAUUUAAGUGAUGGUGGUCCCUUUUCAGCUGGACUUGACAGCUUUAUUAUGGUUUUCAUAAAUUAAUUCCAGUAACAAUAAGUUUGCCAUUUUGUCUCUAAUAAAAGAA
Molecule: messenger RNA, 8819 nt
Organism: Rhineura floridana
Lineage: Eukaryota; Metazoa; Chordata; Lepidosauria; Squamata; Rhineuridae
Gene: GRK3
Product: G protein-coupled receptor kinase 3
Exons: 22
Coding region: 1431-3497 (688 amino acids)
Biological process (GO): protein phosphorylation; regulation of signal transduction; G protein-coupled receptor signaling pathway
Molecular function (GO): G protein-coupled receptor binding; G protein-coupled receptor kinase activity; ATP binding
Source: RefSeq, a predicted model, not a curated record